AAAAAAAUGUAAUAAAACAAAAAAGGCAAAACUUUAUUGCAAGCAAAAUUCCCAAUAAGAAAAACAAUCUUUUUCUCUAAACUACUUCUGCUUGGCAGCGAGAUUCUAUUUCUUAUAAGUUCUAACUAAUCGGUUAUAAUAUGGUGUUGUUAUUGCCUUUAAAUACACACAAUUUGUGUCACGUUUCACGUGUUACCGAUAUUCAUUCUUUCAUACCGUCUGCCAUCGUCGUCGGCAAGGCAUUCGUUUAUUAUUUUUUUUAUGUUUCUCGUUCGUUUUGUUGUUAUCGGUAAAAUAAGAAACAAUUGUUGAACUCAUUUAUACAUAAGUGUGUAAAUGCAUUUCAAUAUUGUAAUGAAAACACUUGAAUACGAUAUCAGCAAAGUAACGACGUGAAAAUUCUAGUCUCAUCAAAAAGCAAAAAGAAAAAAAAAAAAAAAAAAGAAAAAAAAACACUCGACAAUCUAUUUUUUUUUUUCAACGUUUGAGCUGUGAUUGUGGAGCCAUAACAAAUGUGCUGUUCUAUUAAUUAGUCGGGUAGCGACCAUGAUGUCCUGCCCCCUUCCUAUGCCAUUACCCAUAAUACCAUCUUUACACGAAUUUUCGCCUGUACAUAUUGGUGUUAAGCGUGGAAGCGACGAACUUUUAAGUCAAGCAGCAAUUAUGGCGCCCGCUUCCGAUAAUAAUAAUCAGGAUUUAGCCACUAAAAAAGCCAAAUUGGAAACCAGUACCGUGCUUGGUGGAGUCGGUAAACCCUCAAAAGUAAUACAUUUGCGUAACAUUCCAAAUGAAUCAAGUGACGCCGAUGUAGUAGCGCUUGGCGUACCAUUCGGUCGUGUAAACAACGUACUCGUAUUGAAGGGUAAAAAUCAAGCAUUUCUCGAAAUGACCGACGAAGUUUCGGCCACAUCGAUGGUCUCCUGUUAUACCGUUAAUCCGCCACAAAUGCGCGGCCGCAUGGUCUACGUACAAUUUUCAAAUCAUCGUGAAUUGAAAACGGAUCAAAACCACGGUAAUGCUAUACAACCCGAUUAUCGUAUACAAUCACCAGCUGCCGGCUCGCCGUUGCCGCUUUGCGGUACUAAUAAUACAAAUAACACAACUAAUGCAGAUACCACGGUAGCAAUUUUGCAGAAUAAUACAAAUGCUGUGAAUUCCGCCAGCGGUAAUAGCAAUGCUGGUGGACCAAAUACCGUGCUGCGAGUUAUUGUUGAAUCUCAACUGUAUCCAGUAUCGCUGGACAUCCUACAUCAGAUUUUCCAACGCUUCGGUAAAGUUUUGAAAAUUGUCACAUUCACGAAGAACAAUACAUUCCAGGCCCUCAUACAAUAUCCGGAUGCCCACUCAGCUCAACAUGCCAAAACCAUAUUGGAUGGUCAAAAUAUUUAUAAUGGUUGCUGUACACUGCGCAUUGACAACAGCAAGAUGACAACGCUCAAUGUCAAAUAUAAUAAUGACAAAUCACGAGAUUUUACCAAUCCAUCGUUACCACCUGGCGAACCGGGUGCCGAUAUUAUGCCCACAGCUGGUGGUUUAGUCAAUGCAAACGAUUUACUAUUGAUAGCGGCCCGUCAGAGGCCCUCACUAACAGAACUAUUUUUCUAUUUAGUAAAUGGUCUUGGUGCUCCUGGUGUGUUACCACCGUUUGCUCUUGGCAUUGGCACACCACUGGCCGGUGGGUAUAGCAGCGGCAUCCCAAAUUUGGGUGCAUUUGCUCUUGCCAAUAGCGGUGCUCUACAAACAGCCACUCCUGCGUUGCGUGGCUUCUCGAAUGUUUUGCUAGUAUCGAAUUUAAAUGAAGAGAUGGUCACGCCUGAUGCUCUAUUUACCCUCUUUGGUGUUUAUGGCGAUGUGCAACGUGUAAAGAUUUUAUACAAUAAAAAGGAUUCUGCUCUUAUACAAAUGGCCGAACCACAGCAAGCUUAUUUGGCUAUGAAUCACCUCGACAAAUUGCGCUUGUGGGGUAAGGCGAUACGUGUUAUGGCCAGCAAACAUCAGGCCGUACAACUGCCAAAGGAGGGACAACCGGAUGCCGGCCUUACUCGUGACUAUUCUCAAAAUCCGUUGCAUAGAUUCAAGAAACCAGGCAGCAAAAAUUAUCAAAAUAUUUAUCCACCAUCGGCAACACUGCAUUUAAGUAACAUUCCAUCAUCUUGUACUGAAGAGGAUAUUAAAGAAGCCUUCACUUCAAAUAAUUUUGAGGUUAAAGCUUUUAAAUUUUUCCCUAAGGACCGUAAAAUGGCUUUGCUGCAGCUUUCAUCCGUGGAAGAAGCCGUCUUGGCUUUAAUUAAAAUGCACAAUCAUCAGUUGUCGGAAUCGAAUCAUUUACGCGUCAGUUUCUCGAAAUCAAAUAUCUGAAAUAACUCAAUAUCGUCAGCAACAGCAACAACAAUAACAGCAACAG
This is a messenger RNA of Glossina fuscipes, 2404 nucleotides long. It is a transcript of the gene heph, whose product is annotated as polypyrimidine tract-binding protein 2. The transcript is spliced from 12 exons. Gene Ontology annotation, cellular component: nucleus. Gene Ontology annotation, molecular function: mRNA binding. Gene Ontology annotation, biological process: mRNA processing; regulation of RNA splicing. Lineage: Eukaryota; Metazoa; Arthropoda; Insecta; Diptera; Glossinidae. The record is from RefSeq and is a predicted model, not a curated record. The coding region runs from base 547 to 2358 and encodes 603 amino acids.